AAUGAUUCUUCAGUCCCUUCUCUUCACCAAGCUCGGUGCUCCUUUUGAGACUCCCUCUGGAGGCGCUUGGGAUGACCAGAUCACCUACAACUUCACCACUGAUCCCGAGUACACCGACAACGGCUACGUCAAGCACUACACUGACCUCUGGAGCCCGGCAUGGCAGCACAUGGACAACCUCGACCACAUCCGCCCCUCCAUGGGAGUUCCUUCCUGGGACGCUCCUUCCCAGUGGAACCUCCCCGGACGCGCGUUCCCUGGCCCUGCCGCUGACAAGUUGUAAGUUUGGUUGGAGACUUGCGAUUUUUUGAGAAUUUUAAAGAUUGAGAUCUUGUGA
Messenger RNA from Guillardia theta CCMP2712, 337 nucleotides. RefSeq lists its product as hypothetical. The record is from RefSeq and is a predicted model, not a curated record. NCBI's taxonomy places the organism in Eukaryota, Cryptophyceae, Pyrenomonadales, Geminigeraceae. The annotation marks the transcript as partial. The transcript is spliced from 2 exons.